Molecule: messenger RNA, 2769 nt
Organism: Meriones unguiculatus (Mongolian gerbil)
Lineage: Eukaryota; Metazoa; Chordata; Mammalia; Rodentia; Muridae
Gene: Zbtb22
Product: zinc finger and BTB domain containing 22
Exons: 2
Coding region: 427-2304 (625 amino acids)
Biological process (GO): regulation of transcription by RNA polymerase II
Molecular function (GO): RNA polymerase II cis-regulatory region sequence-specific DNA binding; protein binding; DNA-binding transcription factor activity, RNA polymerase II-specific
Source: RefSeq, a predicted model, not a curated record
UGUCCACCGCUCGGGGCGGAGCCUGAGGAGCGGAAGCCAGUGUUGGUUGUCAAUGGGAAAAGGCAGGCUGUGGGAUUAAAGGGGAGCGCAGGCUUCGGCUGCGUCGUCCCGAGUCCUCAGCGGCCGAGCGAGCCUGGUACCUUUAAGGCAGAAUGAAGCGUCGGCCCUUUAAAGGAGAAAAGGUGGUGUCGGCCGAGUUUUGCCCAGCGGCACGGGAGGGGUGCUGGUCUGCGCCUUUAAGGUCGCAGUGCCAGGAGGCGGAGUGGAGGCGGAGGGCGGAGGGAGUCGGCACAAGAUGGCGGCGGGAGGGGCUGAAGCUGCGGCUCUGGUCGCCGAGUGAGGGGGGGCCGGGGGCGCGCGGCCAGAGACCCCCCCGGCCGCCUCCCCCUCCGACCCUGUGGCUGGGGGGGUAUCUCCUCUCGCAGCAUGGAGCCGUCGCUGUCGCCCGGCGGGGCCGCCCUGCCGCUGCCGCUGCCGCUGGCCCCGCCGCCCCUGCCGCUGCCAGCCGCGGCGGUGGUCCACGUGUCCUUCCCCGAGGUGACCAGCGCCCUCCUGGAGUCCCUCAACCAGCAGCGGCUGCAGGGCCAGCUCUGCGACGUGUCCAUCCGCGUGCAGGGACGCGAGUUCCGCGCCCACAGGGCCGUGCUGGCCGCCUCCUCCCCGUACUUCCACGACCAGGUGCUCCUCAAGGGCAUGACGUCCAUCUCGCUGCCCAGCGUCAUGGACCCAGGAGCUUUUGAGACCGUCCUGGCCUCGGCCUACACGGGGCGCCUCAGCAUGGCCGCCGCCGACAUCGUCAACUUCCUCACGGUGGGGUCAGUCCUCCAGAUGUGGCACAUCGUGGACAAGUGCACCGAGCUCCUUCGGGAGGGCAGAUCCUCGGCCACGGCCGCCGCCUCCGUCCCUGGGGCCGGCGUCCCGCCGGGGAGCGCGGCCCCCGCGGCCCCCGCCAGCGCGGGCUCCGGCCGCUCCCACACCUCCAGCCGCGCCAGUGAGAACCAGUCUCCCAGCAGCAGCAACUACUUCAGCCCGCGGGAGUCGGCGGACUUCUCCUCGCCCUCCCAGGACGCGUUCGCGGCGUCAGCGGCGGGCAGCGGGGGCCGACGAGAGGGUGGCCCGGCGUUCCCGGCCCCCGGGGUCGGCGGUGCGGCCGCCACGUCUGGAAAGCUGCUGCUGGAGGCAGACGAGCUGUGUGACGACGGCGGGGACGGGAGGGGGGCCGCGGCCGCCGGGCUCCGCAGGCCCAACUGCCUGCCCGCCAGCGUGGGGCCGCAGAAACACUGGGUCUACGUGAAGCGGGGCCGGAGCUGCCCCGCGCCAGCGUCGCUCGCUCACCAGGACCCAGAUCUAGAGGACGAGGAGGAGGAGGAGGAUCUGGUGCUGACCUGUGAGGACGAUGAGGACGAGGAGCUGGGGGUUGGCGUCGGGGUUCCUGCUGGGGGAGACCCCGAGCCCACGCUCAGCAUCAGCGACGUGCGGACCCUGACGGAGCCCGCAGACAAGGGGGAGGAGCAGGUCAACUUCUGCGAGUCCUCCAAUGACUUCGGCGCCUAUGACGGCGGGGGCGCCGGGCCGGGGCUGGACGACUCAGCAGGCCCCACCCCUUCCUCCUACGCCACCGCCCACCCUCCGCGACCUCUCCUUCCCCUGGAGGUGCCGGGCAACCCCAUGUUGGUCUUCCCGUCCUCCUCCUCCCAGGCCGCAGGCCAGACGCCGGGCAGCACGGCCGAACACGGGGCGGUGGCCCUGGGGGCCGCCUCCGCCCUGGGGCUGGGCGCGGCGAGCGGCUCUGGCGGGGCCCCCGGGGGGACGGGCGGCGGCGAGGGCAGCAAGAUCUUCCUGUGCCACUGUGGGAAGGCUUUCUCCCAUAAGAGCAUGCGGGACCGGCACGUGAACAUGCACCUCAACCUGCGGCCCUUUGACUGCCCCGUGUGCAACAAGAAGUUCAAGAUGAAACACCACCUGACCGAGCACAUGAAGACACACACGGGCCUCAAGCCCUACGAGUGCAGUGUCUGCGCCAAGAAAUUCAUGUGGCGGGACAGCUUCAUGCGCCAUCGCGGACACUGUGAGCGCCGCCACCGGAUGGGCGCGGGCGGCGCGGGGUCGGGACCCGGGCCAGGACCCGGCCCCGGGGCACCUGCUGGGCCAGCGCUGCAACCCAAGAGGGAGUCUUCCAGAGUGGGCGUGGGCAGCGGCGAUGAGGCGAGUUCGGCCACGCCCCCGUCCCAGAGGCGCGUGUGGUCCCCACCCAGCGUGCACAAGGUGGAGAUGGAUUUCAGUGGGGGCGGAGGAGCGCCCUGAGCGGCGGGCAGCUGAGGAGCUUAGUGUAACGGGGCCCCGUUCCCCCGCCACGCUGUCUGACCCUAUCGCUGUGGACUUGUAAAUAUUCUAGAGAGGGCGAAGGUGGCGCCGCCGCCGCCGGCUCACUCCGUCCCGCAGCCCCUUCCUCCCUCGGCUGCCCCCGAACUGAGCCUCUUCUGCUCGGGCAUACACAGCCCCACCUUCUCGGAGGAGGGCUGACCAGGUGGGGAGAGGAAAGGGCGUUUUGGGCAUCCUGGAGUCCCAGGGUCAGGCUGUGCUUGUCUGUGUCUGGGGUUUGUGUUUGGGGAUGAGGCCUCUGAUUCGCCCUCAUUUCUGUACCUUCCCACUUUUGCCACGGGGGACCCCCGGCUAGGCUUUCAUGAAAGUGGGUGGAGACACGGAGUGAGUCGCGUAGUAUAGGUUUUAAAUUUUUAAUCGUGAUUAAAAUAUUUAUUGGUCACUUCA